AUGUUUACACCAUUUUGUUUUACCUCCAAAAUAGACCCACAAAUACGUCUCCAAGAAAUUCGACCUCAGCAGCCCCCGACAGACAGGCUUCUUCAGGGAAGACUUGAAAUAAAAGUUAAUGAUGUGUGGGGAACUGUUUGUGAUGAUUUCUGGAACGAUACCUCGAGUCAUGUUGCUUGUCAUCAGUUGGGGUUCCCUGCCGCUGUACUCUUCCGCACUGCAGGUGAGAGUAAUGCAGGGUCAGGCAGAAUAGUGCUGGAUGACGUCAGGUGUGAUGGGAAUGAACGGUAUCUUACGUUAUGUGAUCAUAAAGAUGAGACCGACUGCAGUCACUUAGAAGACAUUACUUUGGUUUGUUCAGCAGAUCCAGUCGCAGGAAUUAGUGUACCGAAAUGGCAGACAGAACCAAUCACGUGUAACGAUUGGCGUGCUGUUUGUGCUGGUAACUGCUAUUCAGGAUGUGGAUCACCAAGCCUAAUAGAAGCAGUUGGAACAGGCAGAAACAAUUUCAAAGUUACAAUCAUCGCCCUCAACUUAAACCAUCAUCGACAAUUUCAACUUGAUGGUUUCAAUUUGAAUUUAAUGACAAUAUAUGCUCAAAAUGUCAUUAUAGAUAAUGGACUUACUUUGACCUAUGACCUAACUGUUGUCACCCGCCGACUAGAUUUACACAGUGACCACCUUCUAGAUAGAACCCCAGAGACGGAUUGCUAUGGAUUUCAAUCUAUAGUUGUUAACUCAAAUAAAUAUUAUUAUUUUGUUAAAAACUACAAUGGACACACACUUACUGUUUUUGCAGAACUUUUAAGAGUUGAUGCAGAAGAAUGUAUUAAUUUGCAGACAGUUGAUAACAUUGAGUUCCCGGGUUUUACCUCCCGCUUAAUUUCAAUGUCUGUCGCGUGUGUAGAUAUCUUAGCAACAGACUUAACGGACACACAGGUUUGUCUUGAUUCUGUCAUAGUCGACACGGCUCAGUUUGUGUACAGGCAAAGUGCUUUCUCUGCACAUGCUACAAUGGCUCAUGAUGUGGAAACAAAGCUUAACCGACAAAAAUCUAGUUCAAAAUUUGUGCCAACACUUUCCAGUAACACGUACAAAGAUAUUCUGAACACAUAUGAUGUCGAUCUACAAGAAAUUAACGAUGAUAUUGAACGACUUGAAGAAAACGAAGAGAAUUUGAAUAAUAAAAUCGAAUUUUUAGAGUUAAUGGAGCAGAAGGCGAAAGAUGUACAAGUUGCACGGCGAGUAGCCUAUAAUACAGGUGUUUUUGAGUUAGAAGUAUCAAAACUAACAAUGGAUGGUAUUCGGAAAAAAGUAGGCGAACUCCAGAAAGACUUAAAAAAAGUCCAAAAAAAGUUCGAAAACGACGUCAAAAAGUACAAACGUAAACAGGCAGCGAAAUCAAUCUUCGGCUUUUUUAAAGCGAUUGCUACUAUUGUCGUCGGUGUUGUAACGGGAAACCCAGGCCUUAUUGUAGCCGGUGUGGCAAGCACACUGAAUCAAGUAAUUGACUUGGUUAUUCUUAUUGAAACAAUCAAUGGUCUAGAGCAGACUAUUGAUGACGUCAUUGACCACCUGAACGGCCGUUACGAUAUGACAGCUGAACAAUUAGAGUAUUCAAAAGAAAACAUUGUCAAGGUUGCAGAACUACGUUCUAAAAUCACAGAGUGGGAAACUUUGGAAAAUGUUGCUGAAGGCCUGCUAGGAGUUGGAACUGUCACAGAAUUAGCAAGUGCCGGUGAGUAUAGGCGAAUAGUGACUGACGUCGCUACCUACGGAAAGGCAUUGACUGAAGAAGCUGUCAGAAAUGCUGAGCUGCUUCUUGAGAAACUAGAAGAAAAGACAUGGCUGGACGUCAGUGCCAAAGAAGUAGAGCGUCUUGGUAACAUACUGAAAGAUAAAGCGACUCUCCAACAGAACUUUCUUCUCGUGCAAUCCGAAAUCGAGUACCAGAGCUACCUGCUCAAGUAUAAUCUGAUAAACAUUAUGCAUACAUACUGCCAGAGUGUUUUUUAUUACCAGUUCCAUGACUGUUCAACCAGUAUCAAACCAUCUCUCACCGAUUCCUUGUUGUUACUGCGUCAUAAGAUUUCCAGGGCCAAUCGAGAACAUAUAACAAACAUGGAAGACUUCCAAUCUGGUAAGCCACAGACGUUUAACAUCCCAAUCACUCUCGUUGACCAUCCAGACUGUAGACGUGGUUCCAGGCAUACUACUUUGAAAAAUUGUCCAGUGUGGUACUUCAGACAAAACAAGGAGGUGACGGUUAAUUUUAAUUAUAUGAACAGUAAUUUAUCCUUCACAAAUUACGAUCGUGUCAGAGUUAAGAGUGUACGGGUUUACCUGGAUGGUGCAGUAGGAAAACGUGUCAAUAUUAAAGUUUAUACAUCGGGGGUAUUCAUGGAUCGUUUCCAAGGAAACUAUUAUGAUUUCGUCGGCCUGCAGUUUCGACAAGCAUUCGAAUACAAAAAUAAAGACAAAACAAUCACUAUUAAAGGAGUUCUUGAUGACGAUCAACAAACGUAUUUCCAGAUGACCACGCCAUUUACAACUUGGACAAUAUCUGCAACUUCAAGCAGAAACGCAAAUUUAGAUGUAUCGCGCGUGACUUCAAUCAGAAUUGAAAUGACCGGUAGCGCUAUUGGGGCGUAAGGGGAACAGUGAAUCAGAGUAGCAGAUCCAGGGGUUCCGAAAUGGGAACUUCCCCUCCCAGGCAGUGCGCAGCUAAACAAACCAAAUGUUAAAUUAUUUAGAAAAGAGAAUGGCCAAAACUUUAUUGUAAAAAGUCCCGGAACGCACAAAAUAUAAAGGGCGUAGGCCCACCCCACAGCCAUUUGUUAUACGCCCUCGAAACAUGGGGUUCCCGAUUUCCACUCGCCCGAACCCGCUCCCCACCCUCGUCAAAAAAUCAUGGUUCCGCCACUGUUAAUGUUGAAUUUGAAUUAAUAUAUUAUAUAUAAUAUAAUAGGCCUAUAUAUUAAUUCAUUUCAAUACAAUCCCAUAGAUAUCUACAUUACUUUUAUACUACCGUUUUUAUAUCUAUAUGAAUUAAAUAAGCUAUUAUUUUGAUAAUAUCAGCAGAAAAUGUAUAGGCCUACAUGGAAAUAGUCCUGCCAACUUUAAAGAAAAUGUGCAUUGAAUCCAUAAUAGGAACUAUUAGGCCCUAUAUAGCAUUAAAAGCAAUAACAAGUUUUUUAGUUUAACGUAGAUAAUAUAGCGUACCAUUAAGAAUUACCGAAAGUAAAAUCAUUUGGGUUAUUCUCUUAAGUUCGUGCUUAUUCUUCCAGUUGUUCUUUCUAAUCACCACUUAUCCUUAUAAGUCAAUACUUUAACAGUAGGCUUGAAGUGUGCGCUUGACAUAUUUUUUGGCUACUUUUAACUCAUCCACGCUUUCUGUGUUGGCAGUUCACUGAAUACUACAAUUGUUGACAUUUUAGUGAACUUUCUAUCAGCUUUCUGUGUUGGCAAUUCGCUUGAAUAACUUAACUUGGACAGGACUUAGAGCAUGGCAUCAUAUUUCGUAAACUUACUUUUAUAAUAAUAAUAAUAAUUAUUAUUAUUAUUAUUACUAUUAUUAUUAUUAUUAUUAUUAUUGUUAUUAUUAUUAUUGUUAUUAUUAUUAUUAUUAUUAUUAUUAUUAGUAUUAGUAUUAUUAUUAAAAAUGAUAGAAAAACUUCUGUGUUUGCAAUUUACUUGAUUAACUUAACUAGGACAGGACUUAAAGCAUGACAUCAUAUUUCGUAAACUUACUUUUAAAAUAAUAAUUAUUAUUAUUAUUAUUAUUAUUGUUAAUAUUAUUAUUAUUAUUAUUAUUAUUAUUAUUAUUAAUAAUAAUAGAAAAACUUCCAGUCACUGGAAGUGUUUUAUUAUUUUUAUCAUCAUUAUCCAGUAUAAAAAUUGAAUCCGCCACUGUGUACACUCAUAAAUUUGAAAAGGUUAAAACAAUGAUGAAUUUCCGACUUGUGUACAGUCGACUUGGGAGAGACUGACUGGGUAAACAAUGAUUAAAAAUAGAGCUUGUACGUCUCCUCCCCAAAGCAGCAACUCAUCAUUUUAAACAUUUUAUUUAUUAACUGGUACGUCGUUUUAACGUGAAGUACAUUCCUAUUCAAUUUUAACGACCUCAAUCCUUUAAGAGAUUGGAAACAGUGUAACCAUGGGAGUAGAUUCUAGGUUUUAGGUCGACAAUGAAUGUCUAGCUUUCGUCUUCGUAGCUACGCCUUUGUGUACCUCUUGAACUGAGUCCUUUGUUCAAAAGUAUUUUCAACUAUGUUUCCAAAUGUGCUCUGCCAAAGUCUGUUCUUUUUAUAAGUCAGACGCAGUCUUCCGACCCUAAGAAAUGUUUUUUUGUUUUUUUUUAGUUUGAGGAGCAGGGGUCUAAACGGUGUAUGAAGCUUGCUGAGAUAGUUAGAGAUUGCGGGUUCGAUUCCCACCAGAUACUUUCCUUUUUUCGUACAACUAUAAUAAGAAACUUUCGUUGAUUAAAGAUCAUGUUUCUAUAUUAUUUGA
Messenger RNA from Anneissia japonica, 4509 nucleotides. RefSeq lists its product as uncharacterized. Lineage: Eukaryota; Metazoa; Echinodermata; Crinoidea; Comatulida; Comatulidae. The transcript has 4 exons. Gene Ontology annotation, cellular component: membrane. The coding region runs from base 1 to 2652 and encodes 883 amino acids. The record is from RefSeq and is a predicted model, not a curated record.